Cynoglossus semilaevis (tongue sole) is the source of this 2326-nucleotide messenger RNA. RefSeq names its product solute carrier family 13 member 5-like. The record is from RefSeq and is a predicted model, not a curated record. Gene Ontology annotation, molecular function: sodium:dicarboxylate symporter activity; citrate transmembrane transporter activity; succinate transmembrane transporter activity. Gene Ontology annotation, cellular component: plasma membrane. Gene Ontology annotation, biological process: fumarate transport; citrate transport; succinate transport. Lineage: Eukaryota; Metazoa; Chordata; Actinopteri; Pleuronectiformes; Cynoglossidae.
UUCACCCCCCCCCCCCCCCCACCCCCCUACAGUCAUGGCGGUUCUUCCUCUGAGGGUGAAAAUGCUGCGGCAGGUCUGGAGGAUGAAGGACAUCUUCAUCCUGGUCUGCAGUCCCUUCAUCCUGCUGCCACUGGCCCUGAGCACCAAGGCGGCCGCCUGUGCUUACGUCAUCGCCCUGAUGGCGGUGUACUGGUGCACCGAGGUCCUGCCGUUGGCGGUGACAGCUCUGUUACCGACCAUUCUGUUUCCUGUCCUGGGCAUCAUGGAGUCUAAAGACGUGUGUAUGCAGUACCUGAAGGACACCAACAUGCUGUUCGUGGGUGGACUGAUGGUGGCGCUGGCCGUGGAACACUGGAACCUCCACAAACGCAUCGCCCUCAGGGUCCUGCUGCUGUUCGGGGUCCGACCGGCUCUGUUGAUGCUGGGCUUCAUGGGCGUGACGGCCUUCCUGUCCAUGUGGAUCAGCAACACCGCCACCACGGCCAUGAUGGUCCCCAUCGUCCAGGCCGUUCUGGACCAGCUCCAGGGUAACGUGGACCCAGAGCCGUCCUCCAGGACGCAGGGACCAACGGUUGUCCUCCACCAUGAAGAUCAGGGGAAAUGUGUCCCACAGAGUCUGGACCCAGGUGUGAACGGGUCGACGCCGACGCAGGAGAACCCACAGGAGAACCCACAGGAGAACCCACAGGAGAACCCACAGGAGAACCCACAGGAGAACCCGGUCCCGGAGACACCCACACCUCAGGACAAACCUCCGUCAGACCAGAGCAGGACCCCGUCUGCCGUGGUGUCCGUGGGCUGCCAUCAGAUGGAGCUGGAGGAGCUGAGUGACGUGGAGGAGGAGAAGAGGAACAUGAGCAAAGGCCUCCUCCUGUGUGUGUGCUACGCCGCCAGCAUCGGAGGCAUCGCCACGCUGACCGGAACUGGACCCAACCUGGUGCUGAUUGGACAGAUGGGCCAGCUCUUCCCUCAGAACGGUGACGUCAUCAACUUUGCUUCCUGGUUUGCGUUUGCGUUCCCGACCAUGGUGCUGAUGCUGACGCUGGCCUGGUUCUGGCUGCAGGUUCUCUACGUCGGCUGCAACCUGAGGAAGACCUGGGGAUGUGGGACGGUCCGGUCGGAAAAAGAACGGGCCGCGUACGAGCUCAUCCGACAAGAACACCUUCAACUGGGACGGAUGAGCUACGGGGAGGUGAGCGUCCUGUCCCUCUUCAUCCUGAUGGUGGCGCUGUGGUUCACACGGGACCCUCGCUUCAUGGACGGCUGGGCGACGCACGUGUUUAACUCCAACGCUGAGUUCGUCACUGAUGCGACCGUCGCCCUCUUUAUCUCUGUCUUGUUAUUUGUUCUUCCCUCUGAGCCCCCGCAGUACCUGUGCUGCUGGAGGAGGAGCUCUGACACAGAGUCCCAGGGGUCACGAGGCCCCGCCCCUUCUCUGCUCACCUGGCAGGUGACGCAGAAGAAGAUGCCCUGGAACAUCGUGCUGCUGCUGGGGGGGGGGUUCGCCCUGGCCAAAGGAAGUGAGGAGUCUGGUCUGUCUCGUUGGCUCGGGGCUCAGAUGACUCCGCUCCAGUCCAUACCUCCCUGGGCCAUAGCUGUGGUGGUCUGCCUCCUGGUGGCCACCUUCACUGAAUGUGCCAGCAACGUUGCCACGGACUUCCUCCCCAUCCUGGCCUCCAUGUCUCAGUCCAUGAGCCUCAACCCUCUGUACGUCAUGAUUCCCUGCACCCUCAGCGCCUCCUUCGCCUUCAUGCUGCCUGUGGCCACGCCCCCUAACGCCAUCAUCUUUUCCUACGGUCUCCUGAAGGUGUCCGACAUGGCCAGAACGGGAGUGGUCAUGAACAUCAUUGGCAUCGGCUGCAUCAGCCUGGCCAUAAACAGCUGGGGUCGACUCAUGUUUUCUCUGGACUCCUUCCCGCCGUGGGCAAACACCACCACGCCUCUUUAGCCCCGCCUUCCCGUUCCACAACCGGUGACCACAAACGUGUCCGGUCUCCAGGCCUCGACUCUGAAGUCCAGACUCCGACUCCUGACUCUGGACUUUGACUGAAACCUCAUUGUAGUGAAAGGUUUGAAUCCUCACACCUCAGGCUGAGACCUGGACCUGAGCCACCGUCUGGACUCGGAGCCACAGCGCUGCCCGGUGGACAGACGGUCUGGUUUUUCUUUGCGACCUCUGUGACCUCUGUGUUUGUUAGAAAAAUACUUUUGUAUCAUUUUCUAUUUAAACUUUAACCUAGUCCUGGUUGUUUAUAUCUUUUGUAUCGUCCUCUUUCUAACACUUUUGUUUGGAGUAAAAUAAACAUAAACAUGUGAUGAAGUCAGA